AAAAACCAUCUCCUCCGUCCUCGACUCCUCGCCCCACGGCCCACCACCAGAUGGUCAGAUCUGGCGGAAGCCACCGCCCCAUCCUUCCUCUUCACCGGUUCGCGCCGCUUCCCCCUUCUUCGGCGCUCGCUGAACUUCUCCAUCGAUUCGUGGCCGGAGGUGCAGCUCCACAAUCGCCGCCGCUCGCAUCUGCUUCGUCGAACGAGGGGAGAGGGCUCCUCGUCUCGAGCAACCUGGCCAAGCCGUUACAUCGCGCCUUCAGCCGCUGUGGCGCUCGCCCCAGUGCUCCAUUCCAAUACUGAGGAGACCGUCUUCCUGCUAGGAGGCAGUCGAGCGGUGCGCAGCGCAGAGUACUUACGGCCAUCACCAGCGAGCUGCGCGUGCAGUCGGUUUGCUCAGGACAUCGAAUCACUCCUGGAACCAGCCAUCCAGGAUUGCAUCACUCGCAGUUGAGGCCUUCUUUUUUACUAUCUCCCAGGAAGGACUCCACUUCUGGUUUUGGAAAAAAGAACAGAAAAAUGGAAAACAGCUUUUUCCAUUCCUGAGCUUCUGGUUAACCCCCGGCCUUUCAGAGGGCUCCUUGCGGACUCGUUAGACGAAACGCCUCGACUAUCCAUACUAAGAUCAAUUAUUGCCCAUCGCUAUUGUUGAAUCCCUGAAUUUGCCGGCCAAGAUGUUUGUUGUAACGGUUGCAAAAGCAAUCUUCUUCACCAUGAAAAGGCUUUUCCAGCUUGACAAUGCCAGUAAUUUGGCCAGCGUGGAGCUGUGGGUGGUGAUGACGACGCUCCUUCUGGUGGUCAGGUUCCUUAUCGAUUUCUCUGGGCCGUGGUACUCCAAUAGGUUCACGUUUGCCACGGUUCAAAUUAUUGAGCUUCUAAACUACAACAUGGUGCACUACACCUUGGGGCUCAUGCAGCUCUCAUCGGCAAGGGUAAACGACUACUUCCAGGUUUGGGCGGUGCUCAUGGUCACACUUCAAUACAGUGUCAAGAUUGGCCGCCCAUAUGGCAGGUCCAAGCGGAUCCCACUUCUCGAUCUCAUGUCCUCCGUUUGGGCAGCCAAUCUGCUACGUGUACAGACUGUUCUCCUCCUCCAGAUUCCUCUCUGGUUCGUUUGGUCAGCCAAUGCAGCCCGUAUCAUCACAUAUUUCCUCUUCUCCGACAUGUCCGUGACCCGCAACGAUGAGAAUGUGAGGCUGGUUUGCGACUACAUGAGGUAUGAGCACACACACUCUGACACCGCCAACACUGACAGUAUGAGCGGGUACAAGUACUUGGUAUUUGGGGAAGAUCGACAGGAGAUGAAACUUGACCUUGCGAAGUUCACACUUAUGCUUGAUAUGGAGCACCCGAAGCUUAUUACUGUGGAGAAAAUAUGGGGGCUUCACGACAGCGGGUUGCUGGGCAGAACUGCUGACCCUGACGACCAAUUGAAGGACGUGUGCCUUUCGUUUGCCCUGUACAAGCUGCUACACCGUCGGUUCUACGACCUUCCAAUACAUGAGGCCCAGCAGGACAAGACAAAGAAGCUCGUUUUCGAGGGCAUUUUGAAGGACAAGGAUGACGAUUACGAGAGGGUGUUUCGCGUCACAGGAGUGGAGCUGUCCUUCCUCCAAGAUUUAUAUCACAGCAAGCACGCUCAGCUCUUUGUGAGGGGAUUUCCUUUCCCUAGUCUGUGCCUCUCUCUGGUCUUGGUCGCGGUUACAGGGUACAUUGCAUAUCCUGUUCAUCAGAUACAUAACCGGAUUGACUCAGCAGUCCUCAACAGAAAUAGGAUUACUCAUGGAGCGUUUAUCACUUAUAUUAUUGUUGGUCUCAUCAUUGCCAAAGAGAUCGCGGAAAUCAUCAUGUAUGUGUUCUCACAGUGGACCAAAAUCCACAUGAUCUGCAUGCACAUCAAGCAUCCAAAAUUUGGGCAGUUUUGGCUUGUCGUGAAGGCAAUGAGAUGUAUGUUCUGGUUGAUCAGGAAGGGCAAGUGGAAACACCAGAUCCGUCAAUACAACCUUCUGAUUUCAUCUCGUCCACGGAAGCACAUCAUGGCCAACUUAUUUCCUCGAAGCAUCAAACUGGAGUCACAGGUAAAGAACGCGAUAUUCGAGUCAUUCAAGGGUCUAAAUUUUCUAGACCCAAGACCCAAAACUAAUAAUGGUCUAGAUCAGAAUCCAGUAAGGUUGGAGGCCUAUUUUUCUUACGCCUUCGGGUCAAAAGGUGACCUUAUGCAGCAGCUUGAAUGGGCCAUUGACCUGGAGGCUGACACCCACAGGAUACUGGUCUGGCAUAUCGCAACCUGCCUCUGUGAGAUCAAUCUCUCCGAUAACGCCUACGGGCGUAAGACUUUCUGGAUGAAACCAAGGCCGUUUGUCAACAGGUCAAGAGCCCCCGAAGGUGUGUGGGACCACUACAUCACUGCUUCCAGCUUAUCGAACUACUGCGGGUACCUGCUUGUCAAGGAACUAGUGCCUGAUACCGGCCUAGUUGUCCAAAAGGUGUUUCACGAGGUACGUCUGGAAACCAACCGUGCAACAUCCAAACUCGGCAUGUUCAUGUCCUUGUUUGAUAUAUAUGACAGUCUUAUGGUGAAAGCUAAAAAGAAUGAAAAGCCCAAGGAAGAGGAGUCCCUGCAAGUGCCCCAAACUUUGGGAGACGACUCCCUAAUCACUGAGCAAGUGGCUGGGCAAGAUGACGAGGGAGGAGAUUACCCUGCCGAUGCUCUAGUCAAUGAGGAAGACCCUGAGAACGAUGUCGAUGGUGACGGUGAAGAUGAAGAAGACACCAUAAUCAUGAUGGGCACAAGACUCGGGAAGCAGCUGAUGGAUAGGUAUGAAGCAGACAGGAUAGGCCUCUGGGCAGACUUGGCAAAGUUCUGGACGGGUUUCCUCCUCCACUUGGCUGCUAACACUGGAGCAAUGAAGCACAGGAUGCAUCUCGCCGGGAACGGGGAGCUCAUAACACACCUGUGGGCUCUGCUGUCUCAUGCCGGCAUUCUUGGCGGCAGCCAUGUGGAGCAUCUCUUAGACCCGGUGAACCUCGCCAACAUCAACACUGCCAACAGAGAUAUGACUGACCCGACUAGGUACCCAACCUUUGUUAAUUAAUUAAUCAAUCGAGGGUGAUUGAUGCUUGGUUCAUUCGAUCGUGCCAAUUCCAAAUUGGGUUCUUAUUUCAUCUGAAGCAUGGUUUCGCCGACUGGAAGUAUGAUUUUUGUUUGUGCGGCCACAGUUCUGGUGGAGUGGUGGUUGAUGUAAUUUGCUUCAAUGUCCGUUGGUUGGUCGCUUCCCGGUGCAUGUGUUCGUUGUUUUUUUUUCUGAGGAAGCAUGUGUUCGUUGUUGGAUUUGCUUUAAUGUGGUGGUUUAUUUCCCUCCCUCGUACUGUUACGGCCUGAUGAGCAUUGUGUUUGUUAUCUUGUGUUAUCAAUACUGUACUCGUCUGAUUUUCGUAAGCAAAGUGGAACCCUGCCUGCGCUUAAUUCAUGGUGGUCAUGAUAUGACACCAUUUCAUA
Molecule: messenger RNA, 3498 nt
Organism: Brachypodium distachyon (stiff brome)
Lineage: Eukaryota; Viridiplantae; Streptophyta; Magnoliopsida; Poales; Poaceae
Exons: 4
Coding region: 674-3094 (806 amino acids)
Source: RefSeq, a predicted model, not a curated record